UGGAAGUUAGACACCAAAGCCACCCAGAAGUGGAGAUGGCUUCUUGCAGCCUAGACUGUGCCACCCAUCGCUGCCAGGAAGGACGGACGGGCGAGCAAACAGAUGUGUGUCUAUGGUGGCAAGAGUCAAGGUCCAAAGGUGGAUCCCGGCAGGAAGUGCAGUCUCUGCUUGCGGGAGCCAGGGACUUCCAGGUUUGAGCGCACAAGUCCUUACAUUUCAGGGCCCCUCAUUUAUUCAUUCACAAGCCAUUGGGAUGUCUCAGACAGGGUGCCUGGAGCUCGAGUGUGGCCUUAGCCAGCGCUCCUCACACGGUGUGUGCACACAGCUUAGGGCAGAGGCCUGGCUUGGCGCUGGAGCGUCCACAGGUGUGUGCGCGGCGCUGGCGGCGAUCGGGUGGGACUUGCAGGCGGCGAUCGGGUGGGACUUGCAGGCGGCGGGAGGCACAGGCACGCCCACCCUGGCGGGGAGCCCGGGGCUGGCCUGAGCUCUGCAGCCCGGGUGACCCGGCAGGUCGGGGCGGCGCGCUCUGAGUCACCGGAAUCUAGGUGUGGCCCCCGCGCGCCGCCGCGCCCCCGCCGCCAGCCCCCGGGGCCGCGUCCCCGGAGGGAGCCGCCUCUUCCUUUAGUCGCCGUGUCCGCGCUCGCGGGGGCCACUCUCCACCACCGUGCCCCGUCGCGCUCCUCCGCUCCGCGCCGCCGCCACCGACGGACGACAUGCUGCGCUGCGGCCUGGCCUGCGAGCGCUGCAGGUGGAUCCUGCCCCUGCUGCUGCUCAGCGCCAUCGCCUUCGACAUCAUCGCGCUGGCCGGCCGCGGCUGGCUGCAGUCGAGCACCCACCUCCAGACCUCCUCGCUCUGGUGGAGAUGCUUCGAAGAGGGCGGCGGCAGCGGCUCCUACGAACAAGGCUGCCAGAGCCUCAUGGAUUUCGCGUGGGGACGAGCGGCUGCCGCCACGCUCUUCUGUGGCUUCAUCAUCCUGGUCAUCUGCUUCAUUCUCUCCUUCUUCGCCCUGUGUGGACCCCAGAUGCUCGUCUUCCUGAGAGUUAUUGGAGGCCUCCUCGCCCUGGCUGCUAUUUUCCAGAUCAUCUCCCUGGUAAUCUAUCCAGUGAAGUACACACAAACCUUUGACCUUCAUAAUAAUCCCGCUGUCAAUUACAUCUAUAACUGGGCCUACGGCUUCGGAUGGGCGGCCACCAUCAUCUUGAUCGGCUGUUCCUUCUUCUUCUGCUGCCUCCCCAACUACGAGGAUGACCUGCUGGGCAAUGCCAAGCCCAGGUACUUCUACACAUCGGCCUAAUGUCGGAGGGAGACCCCCAAGAGAAGCCCUGCUGCAAGACGGGUCCUGAGGAGGAAACUGUUCUCCAAGCCACAAGGAACCUAUGUUUGGGCAGUGUUCCUAUGAUCAGAAAUGCUGGAAUAAAUGUUAAAGAAAAUGCUUCGUAAAUAGCGUUAAGUUUCAUGUCCUGCGUACGUCUUGUGGAGUUAGAAAAGACUUGUUUCUGUUUGCUAAUUUUAUGCUAAUUUCUCCUUACAUCAAAUCUGUAUCAUUUAAACUGCUGUUGUUAAAGAGUGUGCAUGUGGAACUUAAUAAGGUAGAAACGAGAUGGCUUCUGAGACUUAAUUAUCUGACCAAGCUUUCGUUUUUUCAAGUUAGAACAGAUUAUUUCUACUAAGGGCUAAGGAGAGAGGGAGUUAUUGGUAAAAUAAUCUCAGUGACCAAACAUCCUAAAAAUUAAUGCCAAGAACAAAACAAACUUUUUGACGUUUUCAGUUACAUAAAGAGGCAGAACGCUUUCCUAAAUGAGCAUCCUUUGUGGGAAUUGCUAGUCAGUGUUUUGAACAAUUGCUGUCUCGCUUAGCUUCGUGUUGACUUGCUGCGACAUGUGGGGAAGCGUUCCCAUGGCCAAAGCAAGUGCCAACAGUCAGGCCGCUGUCACUACUGAAAUACUAUAAUGAAAUUCCCUCUUUUAAUGGAGUUUGACGUAGUUUAAAGGGGUGGGGCGUUGGAAGAAGCCAUACCAAGUCUGUACAGUUUCGUGUCUGUAUGCUCAGAACCAGCAUCGACGGGAUGCGAGGAUGGAUUAGGUCUGAUUCAUCCUGACUGGUGGAUGUGAUGGCCUCAGGUAGGAAGGCACAGGAGGGUCACCACUGCUACUGCAGUGCCGUCCAAACACCCUGAGGAGAAGAAAUGUCCCUUCAUCAUCUCAGCCUUAACAGAUUUUAACUGUAACAGAAACCUAAAUAUAAUUGAACCUGGUCUUCCUUGGUAAACAGACUGAAACUGUCUGAUCUAACACAUACAACUGGAGAAUUCAGCAAUGAGUUUCUCUGCAUAGAUAUUGGAUGGGCUAUGAUUAGUAUUUUUACCAUUUAUACUCACGUAAUGGGAACCCGCUUAUUUUAUACAGCAGAUGACUAUUUUGUAAGUUGCAGCAAAAGCAGUUGCAGUUUUCAUCUCCAGCUUCCCCCCCAAUAAACCAGGUGUUCAAAUCCUA
Messenger RNA from Peromyscus californicus insignis, 2493 nucleotides. RefSeq names its product p53 apoptosis effector related to PMP22 (gene Perp). Gene Ontology annotation, biological process: cell-cell adhesion. The transcript is spliced from 3 exons. Bases 714 to 1295 code for a protein of 193 amino acids. Gene Ontology annotation, cellular component: membrane; cell-cell junction. The record is from RefSeq and is a predicted model, not a curated record. Lineage: Eukaryota; Metazoa; Chordata; Mammalia; Rodentia; Cricetidae.